Molecule: messenger RNA, 507 nt
Organism: Peronospora belbahrii
Lineage: Eukaryota; Oomycota; Peronosporomycetes; Peronosporales; Peronosporaceae
Source: the annotation of a GenBank genome assembly
AUGCGUUUCAUCUUCUUCCUUUCCCUGCUCCUGACCACAUUUGUCUUGAGCAGUGACACCUUCGUCAGCGCGGAAACCAACGCUGUAAAGAAUUAUAGCUACGACAGGACCAAUGUCCGCCGCCGACGUGGAGAAAGCAACGUCGAAGAGGAGAGAAUUGACACGCAUGGUGCUGAAGGUGCCGUCGAGCAUUUGUUACCUGCUGCCAUGGCUGAAGUAGUGACACCAAACGCUGGCGCUGCCGCGAAUGCGGCAAAACAAGCUCAAGCCGGCAAAGAGAAUGAAACGCUGGUGUAUCAAAAGAUAAUGGAGAUAUUAGAGCAGAACAAACGAACGAGUAAAACGCGAAAGAAGUGGUCUGCUCUCAAGACUUUCUUAAUUAUUGCGCUCGCUGGUGCUGCUGCUGGCACUGCCUCGUACGAACUAUUCCAAUUUCUGUCAGCGCCAUUUGAUAAUGUGGCCUCAUCACCGUCACUAGUUGAUACAUCAGCUUCAGGCUCUGCUUAG